AUGGGCGGAGUCAAGAACAGGUUUUCCUUCCGCAACUUUCGCCCAGACAAAUACACGCCAUCUCUCUCUGAGCUCCGGGAAGAAAGUAGAGGCAGAAGAGAAAGUGCCUUUCUCAGUGCCGCCCGGAGAACAGAUAGGAGCCUCGAGGACCGUCUAGCGUCAGCCAAGAACGCCUCAAAGUGCCAUUACGCCAACACAGGGUCGUGGUUUGUCGUUACCCGAGAAGCCAUCCUAAAUAACGAUGAAUUCGAGGAAACCCCUCACAAACCCGACUAUGGGGACGAACCGAUCCCUCAGUCCAACUCCCCAGGUGGAAAACGGCGUCGGAAUCAUUUCACUCCUCCCGAGCCUCCUCCAGCAGCACCAAGCUCCAUUACGAUGCGACGACCCGAGUUUCCUUCCUCUCUGCCUACCCCUGCUCCUACUCCUACUCCUACCCCUACUUCUGCCUCUGCCCCUACCUCUGCCCCUGUCUCUGCUCCUGUUUCUGUAAUGGGGUCUACUCCUGCAAUGGAGUUUGAUCCCGCAAUGGAGUUUGAUCCCGCAAUGGAGUUUAAUCCUGCAAUGGAGUUUGAUCCUGCGAUGGAAUUGGAUCCUGUUGUUUUAAAGGAUAUACUCUCUGGGCUGCAGGACCAACCCCUUGCAUCCCAAGGAGAGGCUAUGGUUCCUACUACGCACUCGAACCCCCCUGAUGACUCACCGAACAGUAGUAUGGAAGAUGAACCCUUUGACUUCAACCUAUACCUCGUUGACAAGUGGCUGUCAUGA
Molecule: messenger RNA, 768 nt
Organism: Microsporum canis CBS 113480
Lineage: Eukaryota; Fungi; Ascomycota; Eurotiomycetes; Onygenales; Arthrodermataceae
Exons: 2
Coding region: 1-768 (255 amino acids)
Source: RefSeq, a predicted model, not a curated record